AUGGCUGGAGACCCAAGAAUAAGCGACAAAGAGCUUGCAGCAAUCAAUGCUGCUGCGGUGACGCGGGAAUACAGCGUUCAACCGCACCUGGACUACCGUACCGUCUCUGCCGUUAACGGUCCGCUGGUCGUACUAGAUAACGUCAAGUUCCCAUCAUACAAUGAGAUCGUCCAGCUCACGCUACCGGAUGGUACGAAACGCGGAGGACAGGUGCUAGAGGUGCAGGGGAAGAAGGCCAUCGUGCAGGUGUUUGAGGGGACGUCAGGAGUCGAUGUCAAGGCCACGCAUGUCGAGUUCACGGGAAGCAGCAUGAAGCUGCCUGUCGCGGAAGACAUGCUGGGGCGGAUAUUCAACGGUUCCGGCUUGCCCAUUGACCAGGGUCCAAAAGUGUUCGCGGAGGACUACUUGGACAUUAACGGCUCUCCAAUUAACCCGUUUUCUCGUAUAUACCCCGAAGAAAUGAUCCAGACAGGUAUCUCAACCAUUGACACGAUGAACUCUAUUGCUCGUGGCCAGAAGAUUCCCAUCUUCUCUGCGGCUGGUCUGCCGCACAAUGAAAUUGCUGCCCAGAUCGUGCGGCAAGCCGGCCUGGUGAAGCGGCCAACGAAGGACGUCCACGACGGGCACGAGGACAACUUCUCGGUCGUCUUCGCCGCCAUGGGUGUCAACAUGGAGACGGCGCGGUUUUUCAAGCAGGACUUCGAGGAGAACGGCAGUCUGGACCGUGUGACGCUCUUCCUCAACCUCGCGAACGACCCUACGAUCGAGCGAAUCAUCACGCCGCGUCUCGCGCUCACCACCGCCGAGUACUACGCGUACCAGCUCGAGAAGCACGUCCUGGUCAUCCUGACGGACAUGUCGUCAUACGCGGACGCGCUGCGCGAGGCAAGCACGGAGGUCUCGGCCGCCCGAGAGGAGGUGCCCGGUCGCCGUGGCUAUCCUGGAUACAUGUACACGGAUUUGUCCACCAUCUACGAACGUGCUGGUCGUGUCGAGGGCCGCAAUGGAUCCAUCACUCAGAUUCCCAUUCUCACUAUGCCGAACGAUGAUAUCACGCACCCAAUCCCGGACCUGACAGGAUACAUCACCGAGGGCCAAAUCUUCGUCGACCGUAAUCUGCACAACCGUCAGAUCUAUCCGCCCAUUAACGUGCUCCCGUCACUCUCGCGGUUGAUGAAGAGUGCCAUCGGUGAGAAACUGACGAGAAAAGACCACGGCGACGUCUCAAACCAGCUGUACGCCAAGUACGCCAUCGGCCGUGAUGCCGCUGCCAUGAAGGCUGUCGUCGGUGAGGAGGCGCUGUCGCCCGAAGACAAGCUGGCACUCGAGUUCUUGGACAAGUUCGAGCGACAGUUCGUCGGACAAGGCGCGUACGAGUCGCGCACGAUCUUCGAGUCGCUCGACCUCGCGUGGAGCCUGCUGCGCAUCUUCCCCAAGGAGCAGCUGAACCGCAUCAGCCCGAAGAUCAUCGCCGAGUUCUACGGGCGCAAGGCGACGAAGAAGGCGACGGAGGACGGCGCGCAGGCGAACGGACAGGCGGAAGAGAAGCUCAUUGAUGUUGCGUGA
Molecule: messenger RNA, 1566 nt
Organism: Fomitopsis serialis
Lineage: Eukaryota; Fungi; Basidiomycota; Agaricomycetes; Polyporales; Fomitopsidaceae
Product: vacuolar ATP synthase
Exons: 10
Coding region: 1-1566 (521 amino acids)
Biological process (GO): proton transmembrane transport; ATP metabolic process
Cellular component (GO): proton-transporting V-type ATPase, V1 domain
Molecular function (GO): ATP binding; proton-transporting ATPase activity, rotational mechanism
Source: RefSeq, a predicted model, not a curated record